Molecule: messenger RNA, 3078 nt
Organism: Acanthamoeba castellanii str. Neff
Lineage: Eukaryota; Discosea; Longamoebia; Acanthamoebidae
Product: AMPbinding enzyme domain containing protein
Exons: 2
Biological process (GO): secondary metabolite biosynthetic process; amino acid activation for nonribosomal peptide biosynthetic process
Cellular component (GO): cytoplasm
Molecular function (GO): protein binding; phosphopantetheine binding
Source: RefSeq, a predicted model, not a curated record
UGGAGAGCAGCCCGAGCGAUUGCACGGACCCUGCUCCUUCGAUGCCCCCACGCUGAUGAUGUGAAGCGCAAGGUGGGGGUGAUGAUCGACGACGGACCACUCCUGCCCAUCGUCGAGCUCGCCGUGCUACUCGCCGAGAUGGUGAUCAUCCCUCUCGAUGCCGGAGACCCUCGCGAUGCCAACACCUCUCAGAUCGCCCACGAGGCCAUUCGUGCAUCAGAGAUUGCACCAUCACCGCUCGUCCUGACCAUCGCGUCCACCACCGGUGCGAUCGACCCUGGCGCCACCUUCAUCCUCACCCAGGACGACCGCCGACGCGCCAUUAACGACAAGGAGAGUAAAGAGGACAAGAACGAAGAUGAUGAGUUCUCUUUCGCUUCACCUUCGUCCACGUCGUCGGCUUCUGUCUCACACAUCUUCUUCACCUCCGGCAGCACGGGCCGGCCCAAGGGCUGCGUGGUCGCCCACUCGGCCCUGCUCUCCUACUGCCGGGCCAAGAGCCAGGUCCACCGGGUCGACGAGAGCAGCGUCUGCUUCGUGGCCUCGUCGCUCACCUUCGACCCCUCGCUGGGCGACUUCUUCUCCACCUGGUGCUCCGGCGGCGUCGUGGCGCUGGCGCCCCGGAGCCUCAUCUUCUCUUCCCUCGGCGCCUGUCUCUCCGCCACCCACGCCACACAUCUUCUCACCUCCCCAUCGCUCUUCAGCACCAUCACUCGUCCACCAUCAUCUUCAGCACUAUCGCCAGCCUCAUCAUCCACAUCGUCGUCGGACUGGCUGCCAGAGCUGCGUGUGGUGGCGCUGGGCGGCGAGCCGAUGCCGCGAGGGAUGAUGGAGGCCUGGUCGGCCGAGUGCCGGCUGUCGGUCAUCAACACGUACGGCGUCACCGAGUGCUGCGUGUACCAGACCGCGGCCUUCCUGCGCCCCGACUCGCCCACGCCCAAGUUGCUCGGCGACCCUCUCCCGGGUAACCAAGUCUUGGUCAUGCGUAGGAAAGCCGCCGCCUGCGACGACGACGAGCCGGUCGUGAGCCACGACGAUAUUGCCGACAUGCGACUGGUGGCAGAGGGCAGUGGUGAGGAGGGCGAGCUCUGGAUCGCCGGCGACCAGGUGGGUCAGGGCUAUCUCAACAUGCCGGAGCUCACGGCACGCAAGUUCGUGGUCCACCCGACCUAUGGCAGGUGCUUCCGAACGGGCGACCUUGUCGCCGCGUUCCCGGCGGGCGCGCCGGGCUGGAAGCUGGUCGGCCGGAGCGACGGGCAGGUCAAGAUCAGCGGCCAGCGCGUCGAGCUGGGCGAGAUCGAGGAGGCCCUUCUCGCCGUGGCCUCGCCCCAACUCAUCCACUCCGCCGCCGUCGUUCUCUCCUCUCUCGGCGGCCACGGCCAGAGGGGCGAGAGCGGCCAGCUGGUCGCGUACUGCUGCAUCGAGCUGCCAUCUGGUUCGGCGAUCGCCGCUGCAUCGCACGAGGAGCUUCUGUCGGAGCUGCUGCGCCUGUUGUGCGAGGAGCGACUUCCGCGACACAUGGUUCCCUCCCGGUUCGUCUUCGUCGCGAGCCUCCCGACGACACGCACCGGAAAGAUCGCGCGGGCGCUCCUCGCCAAGCAGGACCUCCCUCCGCUCCACUUCGCCUCUUCGACGUCGUCACAGGCAUCAUCGUAUGAAGAGGCCGGCCAGAGCGACGAGGUGGACGACUUCUGGAGGAAUCUGGUGGCGGCAACGUGGGGCCGGGUGCUGGGGCUCGAGGGCCUGGUGACGGCUCGUGCCAACGCCCACUUCAUGGAGCUGGGCGGCGACUCUCUUGCGGCCCUUCGCGUAUGCCAGUCGAUCGCAGGGCAGAUCAACGACGCGCGACAGAAGAAGCCGACGGCCGAGGUGACCAAGUCGACGGCCAAGACCAAGGCCAAGCCUUCGCCGAAGGCCACGACCGGCGGCGACAAGGAAGAAGAAACCGCCGCUGCCGCUGGCGAGUUUGGGGAGUUGCUGGGUCCACUGGCCCCCGCGGAGCUUCUCAAGCGACCACGGCUCUGGGACUUUGCUCGGCACCUGCGCGAGGCCGGAGGAGACGAUCAGAGCGCCAGACAGCCAGCCUCCUCCCCAUUGGCAGCCACGGCCGAGCUGCGGUCUCGAGAUGCCGAGCUGCUGCGGAUGCUGUACCGUGCUGUGGGCGCCGGCGCGCAAUCGAUCGUGCGAUUCCUCCUGGACCACCGAUGCCUGCACCCCGAUGGGCGGCAGCAGGGGGUCGGCGCAGCGGGAGGCAAAGCGACAGCGGCGGCUGCCUCGAAAGGGUCUGCCUCGCGAGGCGCGGGUUCGAGCGGCGCCCGUCCCGCUUCCGCGUCUCCGGCUCCUCGGCGCUACCUGACUCCGCUUCACGUCGCGUGCGCCAACGGCCACGCUAACGUCGCGCUCGAGCUGCUGGCCCGAGGGGCCUCGCCGACCAUCGCCGAUCCGAGCGGCGUGCAGCCGAUUCAUCUCGCGGCCCAGAAGGGUCCCGUGGAGGUGUUGGACGCUCUCCUGACCUCCUCUUCGACUUCAUCCUCGUCCUCGUCCGCUUCGGCGAAGAAGGCCAAGGCGGCGGUGAACCCGAGCGUGCUGAUGGCCAAGGACGACAACCAGCAGACGGUGCUCCACCACGCCGCGAGGGCCGACGCCCCGGGCAAGGUGAUGGACCACCUGCUCGAGAAGUGGAUGGCAGCGGGCGCAGCCACCUCGAAGGGGACCACGACCACGGCCACAAAGGGCGGACGAGGCGGUGCAACAACAUCGGCGAGAGGAGCAGGAGGAAGUGGAGGGGCCGGCGCGGGUGGUGUCGAUUGUGUCGACAGAUGGCGACGGACGCCCCUGCACUGGGCCGUGGUGAACGGCCACCGGACGAUGGUGGCGAAGCUGCUCGAGUGCGGCGCCGACCGGAAGAAGGUGGACGACAAGGGCGAGACGCCGCUGGCGAUUGCCGAGCGGAGGGCGCGGUGCGGGGCCAAGGAGCGCCCGGAGGGCAUGGGCGCCUCGGUCUUCGGCGACAUCGCCAAGCUGUUGGGCGGCUCCGGCUCCACCAAGCGAGUGUCCAUGUACACACGAGAAGGUUGA